Staurois parvus is the source of this 325-nucleotide messenger RNA. The record is from the annotation of a GenBank genome assembly. Lineage: Eukaryota; Metazoa; Chordata; Amphibia; Anura; Ranidae.
AUGGGUCGCUCUCAGGAGGGCAGUGAAUUCAAGCGUGGUAACGUGAUAGGUUGCCACCUGUGCAAUAAGUUCAUCUGUGACAUUUCCUUGCUGCUAAAUAUUCCAAAGUCAACUGUUGCUGUUAUUAUAACAAAGUGGAAGCAACUGGGAACAACAGCAACUCAGCCAUGAAGUGGUAGGCCACGUAAAAUUACAUAGUGGGGUCACCGCAUGCUGAAACGCAUAGUUUCCAGUGAGGGGAAAUCUUAAGGUGUCAGCAUACCAAGACAUUUUGGACACUUUCAUACUCCCAACUUUGUGAAAACAUUUUGGGGAUGGCUCCUUC